Molecule: messenger RNA, 2255 nt
Organism: Parnassius mnemosyne (clouded apollo)
Lineage: Eukaryota; Metazoa; Arthropoda; Insecta; Lepidoptera; Papilionidae
Source: the annotation of a GenBank genome assembly
UAUAUUAUUAUGUUCAGUCAACGAAUAGUGGUAUAUCUACGAACGGCCGCGACACUGUGAGUUGUAUGACGUGAAUAUGUGUGGAAAAAAUGGGGAAGCUAAAAUUUUCACCGUUUGUUAAACAAUGUAUAAUUGUCACAGCGGUAUGCAGCAACAUUGUGUGCAACAUUGGCUUCGUAUUUGGCUUUCCCGGUAUCCUCUUGCCGGCCCUCCAUCAACGAGACUCGGAUAUCCCACUUACAAACGUUGAAGACUCAUGGAUCGCAUCAAUAAUCAGCAUAGGUAUGCUGAUAGGCAACUUCGUCGUUUCAAGCAUCAUGGAUCGUUACGGACGCAAGGCGGCGCAGAUUAGCUCAAGUCUUCCAGCUAUCGUUGGGUGGUUUGUCAUUGCUCUGGCAGUUAAUGCUGAGAUGCUGAUAUUGGCGAGAUUCCUUCAAGGUGUAUCAAUAGGGUUUACGCUACCGUUGCGAUCAGUCCUUAUUGCAGAAUAUGUAAGCCCCAAAUACCGAGGAGGAUUUCUUACAACCUUAUCACUCGCUCGAGGCGUUGGGGUGUUUUUGAUACAUCUCAUGGGAUCUUUGAUUAGUUGGCAGAGGACCAGUGUUGUUUGCGGUGUGUUGGCCUUCCUGGGUCUUGUCAUAAGCUUCUAUCUGCCUGAAUCUCCAAGUUGGUUAGCUGUAAAGGGUAAAUAUGAAGAAUGUAGAAAGGCAUUUCGCUGGAUAAGAGGUGAUGAUGAAGAAAAGGAAUUGGAGGAGUUGAUACAAUCAAGAAUUGAAUUUAAAGAAGAUUUAGAAAAUAAAGGGCAACACGUGAAUCGUUUAAAGUUGAUAAAAACGGUUAUCUUUAAAAAAGAAUUUUAUAAGCCUAUAAUAAUAAUAACGCAUUGCUAUUUGAUGGUACAAGUGUGCGGGAACGCAACAAUGCCAGCCUUUUCAGUUCAAAUACUGAGUGCUAUGAUGGGUCCAAAGGCCAAAGCGCAUGUAUGGAUGGUUAUUUUAGAUUCAUUAAGAACUGUUGCUAAUAUUGCCGCCAUUUUCAUGAUCCACAGAUUCAAACGACGUACAAUUCUAUUUGCAACUGGAGGACUAUGUACACUUGUACACAUAUCUAUAGCUGGAUAUGUAUACGCUAAAAUGAAUAACUUACUAAUUUACGAUGCGCAAUGGAUAUCUGGAUCUUUAGUGAUAUUACAAUUUCUCUGCAUAGGUUUAGGAAUGAUACCAAUGCCUACUGUGAUAGCUGGCGAGGUCAUACCUUUAGAAUUUAGAAGUAUUAUAUCUAGUGUUAGCGCUGUAGUGGUUGCUGCAUUUAUGUUCGCUGUACUCAAGACAUUUCCUCUUUUAGUCGAUAGUGUAUAUUUAUACGGUACUUAUGCUAUAUAUAGUAGUGUUUUGACAUAUACCCUAGUUGUUCUAUGGAUUCUCUUACCAGAAACCAGUGGGAAGACUUUACAGCAAAUUGAAAUUGAACUUAAAGGAAAAGAUUUUCGGAAUGAGGACCUUGAAGCAAAAGUCAACUUAAAAUCAGAACAUGUUGAAGAAAACGAAAAUGGUACAGCUAGGAGAAAGGAAUAGAUACAUCUCACAGAGUGAUAUCAUUAUAGUAUGUUUGUGAUUAUGAUGUAGGAAGAUUGGAUCAUAAAAUAUUUUGGCUGCGAUCGUAAACGAAAUAGCUCGGUAACCAGUGGGAUUUAAAUGUAUUAUCUUCAAAAUGUAUCAGCUUUAUAUCACCGUUUGUGAAGUGUUUUGUUAGUUGUCAGCCUUAUGCCGGUAACAAGAGUGAAGGUUGGCCGCCUUUAUUCAGCAGUGGACUUGUGAAGGACUGUAAUGAUUAUGAUGAUGGGGAGCUGGCUGUAUCGCGUGUUUAUGCCGUAGUAGAAUCAAACGCCAGAAAAAUCUCAUGGCUUCCAACAAAUGGCGGUUUGUGUCAGACGGAAGAUGCGAGACAUCUGGACUGCGAUUGCAAACCAAGACCGAUGUUUCCUUUGUCCUACCUCCAAAUAAGUGAAUCUAUUAAUAAUCUAUAGUCUAUUUUGUCACCUUCUUGCUUGCAUUUUUAAUAGAAAAAACAUGUUUGGCGACUGCUCGUUUAUUCUUGUAAAGCGCACCGGCAGAUAUCACCGCUAUUGGUAUUACACUGCGACACAAUGCUAAGUUGAAUGCCUAUUUGUUGUUGCAUUAAUGAUAAUGUAACAUAAUAUAUUCAUGUGGUGUAAAUAUGUAUUAUGUAGCUUCAAAUAAAUAUGUUUCCUUCUU